CACGUUGGCAACGAGCACAUCAAUGAAUGGUGGGAAAAUGGUGUACGAAUACGAACUCAUGCUGUCAUCACUAUCUUGCCUUCUCUCUCUCUUGUGUGCUGACUUGCUUCACCAUGCGAUUGCGUCACAAAAGUCAGCCUGAAGUUGGUGAGAUCGAAGUUGAUUUCUGUGGCAGCUGCGUAGGGCCCCCUUUCAGCAAAUCCCCACCAAAGACACUGGGAGCGCCCCCUAUUACACACCAAAGCCACUCAAUUCCUCUGGUGACCACACGGCAGAAGCGCCCCCUUCCAUCUCGCUCUGUUUUUUUUUUUUCCUACCGGAAACCAACGGACAAAAAAAACCCAGAGCACGUGGGCAAAGAGAACCUCUUUCCCUCUCUGUUCCCCCUUCACGGAGCAUCGCCCAAGAGAUAGCGCCCCCCAAAUUGCACGGCGGACAAAUCCAAUGAACGACAGAGUGGACCAGGGAAAGGGGCCAGGCUGUUUUGCUGGCUAAAAGGGGCGCUUCCAAGUGAAAUUCAGUGCUAAAUAGUCUUUUUUUUUCUUGUUAUUUAUUCAUCUGCCAACUGUCAAAAAAUGAGCCUUUAGAAGAGGCUCCUGUGGUUUUUUUUUCGUCUUCAAUUUUACCUUCAAUUGAAGAGAAAGUGUAUCAAAUUUGACGUGUAAAAACUUAAAUCAGUGACAUUUUCCAAAUUCUGUCAAAUUUUUUUUUGAAAAUUUUUGACAUUUUUUACGUUCAAAAUGUCAAAAGUACCAUAACCUCAAAAUAUUUUCAAUUUUGCGUAUUUUUUUUUAAUAGGGAAACAGAUUAAAUGUAAGAAAAAAAAUAAAAAGUGACCGUUGAUCGGGCAUAUUGGCUGUUUUGGUGAAUCUUUUUAAAAAAGAUAGUGAACACAAUUUAAUCUAGUGUAAAGUAGUAAAAAUAAAUAAAAUAGAAAAGCAAAUAAAAAAUUAAAUUGAAUUUUAAACAUUUAAAUAUGGCGCUGAAUCAGUGUAACUGUGAUUUUUGUGAGCGGUGUGAGUUUGCGUGGGAAGUACAGCCAGAUCCGGGUGACUGACCCCCCCCACACCAUCAUUACCAUCAUCAGAAACCAUCAUCAACAGCCAGAUAGCCCAGCCUCCGGGGGAGCCGGUACCGCUAAAAGCGCCUCUCCCUCUUUUUAAAAAAAAAACAAAAAACAAAAAAAUCUAUUUAUAUUCAAAAAAAAGAAACGGACAUUUUCAAAAAAAAAAAAUUUAGAGAAAAAAGAAACCAAGGCUGGGUCACAUGGAACUCCUUCAGCGCCUUCGAGGUCUCUGGCAUCGAGAUGACCUGCCACAGGAUGUCACAUCCUGUGACACUAAUUCAUGCCACAAUCGCACUACACCCAACAUCCAAGAUACCAUCGAUCAAGUGGCUGAACUACUCAAAGGUACCAGAGAGGAUACAUCUGAUGAUACAGGCUGUCAUUUUGGUGUUCUCAAUGGUGGAACAGAGGAAGAAAUGUCAAUAACAGGUUACCGUAUCUGUCGUUUUCGUACAGCCAUCUAUUGGUGUCUUGUGGUCCUAAGUGCUGGUAUCUUGCGUCUUAUAAUGCAUUGGUGGCAACACUGGCUCCUCCUGGCCACCCAUACAACCUGUCCCCUAGCUCAUGCCCAUCGGGUGCUAGUCCGUGAGCUGUAUCAGGGAAAAUAUGUGAUAAAUUUUGUCUGUGACAUUGUAACCCUAACACCACAGACAGCUGUCAAUAAUCAACGUCAAUGGUCAACCUAUACAGCACCAGGUGAUCUCGAUAUUCUACCCCUUGAAUUAUCUGUACCAAGUGGUGGUGGUGCCUAUGUGCAAUGUGACAGCAUUAGAUUUUUUCGUUGCAAACAACUCCGAUACCUGUGGCGACCUCAAUUGGGGGCCUUUGUGAGGCUAGAUGGACUAGAAGAUGGUGUUAGUAGUGUGGCAUUGCAUAGGCACAGGGGUCUCAAUGCCACAGAACAACGCAGGAGGCGUCUGGUGUAUGGACCAAAUGAAAUUGACAUUCCUGUCAAAGGUGUCCUAACCCUACUCUUUCUCGAAGUUCUCAAUCCAUUCUAUGUCUUUCAGAUAUUUUCAGUAUGCCUCUGGUUUUCCUACAAUUAUAUCUGGUACGCCAUUGUUAUUGUGGCAAUGUCUGUAUUUGGCAUAACAAUGUCUGUCAUUCAGACACGUCGCAAUCAGAAGGCACUGAUGAGUACAGUUGGCACGACAGAUUGGAUUGGUGUUUGUCGUGACAAUGGGACCAGUGAGAGGCUAGAGACGCGUCUUCUUGUACCCGGUGAUGUCCUAGAAGUACCACCAACUGGUUGCCAUAUGCAAUGUGAUGCUGUUCUCCUAUCUGGCAAUGCAAUUUUGGAUGAGAGUAGCCUUACCGGUGAAUCUGUACCAGUUACAAAGACACCAGUACCAUGUCGACGUGAUUUGGUAUUUAGUGCAAAAGAACAUGCACGUCAUAUGCUAUUUACUGGUACCAAAGUCAUUCAGACACGUUACAUUGGAUCUGAACGUGUUCUGGCACUUGUUGUUAAUACAGGAAAUUCAACUGUUAAAGGUGGAUUAAUCCGGAGUAUACUCUAUCCACCGCCAGUUGAUUACAAAUUCGAGAGGGAUUCCUAUCAAUUUGUUAAACUUUUGGGUGUUAUUGCAGCCAUUGGAUUUCUCUAUACUCUCGUAACUAAGAUUGUUCGUGGUGUUUCAGCCACAAAGAUCGCCAUUGAGAGUCUAGAUCUCAUUACAAUUGCCGUCCCACCUGCCCUACCAGCCGCCAUGACAGUUGGUCGUAUGAAUGCCCAGCAGCGUCUCAAGAAGAAGGCCAUCUAUUGCAUUUCACCACGAAGUAUCAAUGUAUCUGGUAGUAUUGAUUGUGUUUGCUUUGACAAAACGGGUACACUGACCGAAGAGGGUUUGGAUAUGUGGGGUGUUGUACCGGCUGAUGGUUCUGGUACUAAUUUAGCAGCACCACUUCGUGAUGUAUCACGCCUACCACCUGGUCAUCUGCUGAGUGGUAUGGUAACGUGUCAUUCGAUAACGGUAAUGUGUGGUGAAUUGAAGGGGGAUCCAUUGGAUUUGAAAAUGUUCGAGGCUACCGGAUGGAUACUUGAAGAGGCAAAUGUUGAGGAUCAUUCAAAGUAUGAUUUACUCUUUCCAACUGUCGUACGACCUCAAGAUGGUGCAGAGGGUGAAGCAAUUGGGAUUGUAAGGAGUUUUCCCUUUACCAGUACACUUCAGCGAAUGUCAGUGGUCACCAGAGGUCUCUCAGAUAAUCACUUUACAGCCUACUGCAAAGGAUCCCCCGAAAUGAUUCAUACACUCUGUCAACAGACUUCCAUUCCGAAGGAUUUUCAUCAUAAACUCGAUAUAUUUGCCCAACAAGGAUACCGAAUAAUAGCAGUUGCCUUCAAGCCAUUGGACAAAAAAGUAUCGUAUGCCCGAUUGCAGAGACUGAGUCGGGAGAGUGUUGAGCAGGAAUUGACAUUUUUGGGUUUUGUCAUAUUGGAGAAUAGGCUAAAAGGGGACACAACAACGGUCAUUAGUAGUUUAAUGCGUGCCAAUAUUAGAACUGUAAUGGUGACAGGUGAUAAUAUCUUGACAGCUGUAUCUGUGGCAAAGGAUUGUGGUAUGAUACCAGGACAUCAGAGUGUCAUAAUGGUUAAUGUCAGAUGGAAUAGUGAUUCAUGGGAAUUGUACUACAAUCUAACAAAUAGUAGUAGUAGUGGUGGAUGGAGAAGUGGUAGUCAGAGUGGUACAAAUAAUUGUCUACCACAUGAUUCAAUUGAUUCACUCUAUACAGCUGAUACAUGUACCACAACUCAUACAACUCUAACUGGUCAAGAUGUUGAAUGUGGUGGUGUUCGUGAGGAUUUUGAUGGUGAUACAAUGUUACCACCUGAAUUACCAUCAAAUAACUAUAGAUUUGCAAUGACAGGAAAGACAUGGCAAGUUGUAAGGCAAUACUAUCCGGAACUCAUUGAACGUUUUGCAACACGUGGUGUUGUCUUUGCCAGAAUGUCACCAGAACAGAAACAGAGUUUAGUGGUUGAACUACAAUCAUUGGGAUACUAUGUGGCAAUGUGUGGUGAUGGGGCAAAUGAUUGUGGUGCCCUCAAGACGGCACAUACGGGAAUUAGUUUGAGUGAAGCUGAAAGUAGUGUUGCAUCACCAUUUACAUCGAGAUUACCAACCAUUGCGUGUGUAUUGGAUGUUAUCCGUGAAGGUAGAGCAGCUCUGGUAACGAGUUUUGGCAUUUUCAAAUAUAUGGCAGCAUAUUCACUUGUACAAUUUUCAUCUGUACUCAUUCUCUACUCAAUUGAUUCAAAUCUAACGGAUUUGCAGUAUUUGUACAUCGAUCUCUUCAUCAUCAGCAUCUUUGCCUUCUUCUUUGGCAAAACCGAUGCCUAUGCUGGGGAUUUGGUUAAGCAAACACCACAAAAUUCCCUAAUAUCAAUAUCACCGUUAAUAUCACUAGCUCUGCAUCUGAUCAUCAGCAUUGCCUUCCAGGUAUUUGCCUGGUAUCACCUUCGGGCUCAGCCGUGGUUUGUGCCAUUCAAUGUGACAGCCCAACAAUCGGAAUUUGAUCAUGGUUGCCUGGAGAAUUUUACAAUAUUUGGCAUAUCGUGCUUCCAGUAUAUAAUAUUGGCAUUUGUCUUCAGUAAAGGUGCCCCCUAUCGACGAUCAAUUGUCACAAAUUAUGGCUUCCUAACGGCCAUGAUGGCAAAUACAAUAUUUAGUUUGAUUGUUGUCAUAUGGCCACCAGAUGGCAUUGCACAUCUCCUUGAACUUGUAAUACCACCUGACAUUAAUUUUCGCCUGACAUUGGUGGCAUGUGGUGCAUGUCACUGGCUCUUGGCAAUCCUGGUGGAAUCUGUUCUGGUCGAAAUGGUUAUUGGGGGUAAAUUACGGAUGCGUUGGCACAAAAUAGACAAAUCCCAUCGAAAGUAUCUCAUGGUUGAGCAUUUUCUACGUCAAACACCAUCAUGGCCGCCAUUGACAGUUUUGGCGCCAUUUGCCGGAGCAACACCAACAAGUACGGGCGGUGGUACGGCCAUUGAAAGUACACCAAAUUCACCGACUUCCUAUGCCCAAAUUGGUGCCCAUGCAGCCUACGACAGAUCCAGUUGCCUGCUCAAUCUCUUCCCCGGACAACCACCAAACAAUCAACUGUCGACGCCAUCGUGAUGGCGUCGAUCAAAAUCUUGUAAAUCAAUCCAAAUGCUAAAUAAAUACAAUUGUAGCAUA
Molecule: messenger RNA, 5244 nt
Organism: Phlebotomus papatasi
Lineage: Eukaryota; Metazoa; Arthropoda; Insecta; Diptera; Psychodidae
Gene: anne
Product: polyamine-transporting ATPase 13A3
Exons: 7
Coding region: 1267-5184 (1305 amino acids)
Biological process (GO): intracellular calcium ion homeostasis; polyamine transmembrane transport
Cellular component (GO): membrane
Molecular function (GO): ATPase-coupled monoatomic cation transmembrane transporter activity; ATP hydrolysis activity; polyamine transmembrane transporter activity
Source: RefSeq, a predicted model, not a curated record